UUUUCUUUUUGAGGACAAUGAAUGUUGACAAUUUAACAUAAAUACGUUAAAUUUUGGGGGACACAUACGUUAAACAACGUGGGGUUCGUUUCACCAAAGAGUUCAAGGAUCUAAAAAAGUAGCAACUGAUUUUCCUGGAAAAUUCUUUGCUUCCGUUCAACUCGAGACAUUUUUGGAGCUCAAAAUUGGAAGCUUGCAUCAAACCCACAUCAUGAUUUUUGUCGAUGGAGCUCCUUUUGAUUUCAACUCUUCAUCUUCGGAGAAAAUUUUAUUUGCUUUGAUGGAGCACCCUUCACUGGUAUCUGCUUCAAAGGCGUUCAAGGCUAUUCCAGAAAGGAAGUUCUCACUUGCUGAAGAGUCUGGCACAGAAAGACCAGAAAAAAGUAAAUGGGUCUAUUUGUUCCAAAGAGAAUAUGCAACUGUUGAUCCUGCACUGGUGGAUUUUGUCGGAACUGAUGAAGCAACUACCUGCGUGGGCUUUGCUAUUAGAGAUCGAAAAAAUGGAAUGGUCUCAGUUGCACAUAUGGAUUCUCCCAAUGUUGUGGACAAGGGCCUCAACCAGAUGCUUUCGACAUUUGUUCAUCAGAGUUUUGAUGAUGACCUCGACGUGCAUGUGAUUGGUGCUUUUGAAGAUUCUUCCUCUAAACAUGAUAGCUCUAGCUCUAGCUCUGAAAGUGAUGUGAGAUUGAAUGGUUACUCCCUUCCAUUGUGUACCAAAAUUAUUAAAAGUUUGAGGAAGAGAACUGAGAAAUUCCACCUUCAAACUCUCUUUGUUCUUGCGCGUAACACUUGGAGAGAUUCCGAAGAGAAUGCACAUCCCAUUUUCAGUGGUUUUGUGGUAGAAACUUCAACUGGAUCAGUCAUCCCAGCAAGAUUUGACAACACUUCAAGAUGUCCUGAUGAAAUGAUCAGGAGAAUUCGAGCAUCCGCGGCGUAUGAGGACCGUAAAUGGGAUGGCAAGUUGCUGGAAACAUAUGAUACUCAGACUGAUACAUUCAAAAUUGCUCCAUGCCGCUGGAGUACAGAAAAUCAAGAACGGAUUGCUAGGUUUCUGAGAGCUCAAUCCGAUUCGUAUAUACUACUUAAUUGUUCUACUUCCCCUUUUGCUGAGGCUCCAGACUUUGUACAAAAUGAAAGAAAAAAGUGGGACUACUUGAUUGAAAACCCAGACUGGAGAAAAGCAUUUCCGAUGGAGCAGCCUCAUGUUUUCGAGAGAACUGGGGAUGGAGGCUGGACAAGUGCUUCUGCUCAGAUCAACACAUCUAGUUUCUUCUACAAGAUGAGCUCAAUGCGCGAACGAUCUUGUCAUUUGUGCUAGAGUGGAGGUGCUAAUGCAUGUGAAGGUACAAGACAAGGUUAUCUUGGUUCAACAAUGAUGCGAAGAAUCGUAGAAAGUUCACAUCGAUAUCCAUUAAAAAGGCAGCAGAUCUUUCAAAUGAAUAAAGUUUCAUGUGAAGCUUGUUCUCUUGGUAAACUGAUCAUAAGACCUUCACCAGCUAAAAUAGAAAUAGAAUCAUCUACAUUUCUUGAACGUAUUAAAGGUGACAUAUGUGGACCUACACACCCAAUGUGCUGACUAUUCCGAUACUUUAUGGCAUUAAUAAAUGCAUCCAGUAGAUGGUCACAUGUUUGGUUAUCAACUCGGAUUGUGAUAUUUGCGAGAUUUCUUGCUCAGAUAAUUAAA
This is a messenger RNA of Morus notabilis, 1684 nucleotides long. Its product is annotated as protein N-terminal asparagine amidohydrolase. Bases 212 to 1318 code for a protein of 368 amino acids. NCBI's taxonomy places the organism in Eukaryota, Viridiplantae, Streptophyta, Magnoliopsida, Rosales, Moraceae. The transcript is spliced from 11 exons. Gene Ontology annotation, cellular component: nucleus. Gene Ontology annotation, molecular function: protein-N-terminal asparagine amidohydrolase activity. The record is from RefSeq and is a predicted model, not a curated record. Gene Ontology annotation, biological process: ubiquitin-dependent protein catabolic process.